This is a messenger RNA of Necator americanus (New World hookworm), 252 nucleotides long. RefSeq lists its product as uncharacterized. The transcript has a single exon. Bases 1 to 252 code for a protein of 83 amino acids. NCBI's taxonomy places the organism in Eukaryota, Metazoa, Nematoda, Chromadorea, Rhabditida, Ancylostomatidae. The record is from RefSeq and is a predicted model, not a curated record.
AUGGCUUUGAAAUGUCGACCUCCAUGGAAUGUUUAUAGAACCUCCUUUCCAACUAUUGCUUCUGCAGCGUACAAAAAAAGGACUGCGUUCCAUAAAUGCUACGCAAAAAUAGCUCUCAGCGAUGAUCCUUGGACUCGUGCAAGCGAAAGUGCAUCACAGGGGCGUGUCAAGCACUACACAUUCGUAGCUGGUCUCCGAGUGAUCUCAACAGCUGACGGAUGCGAUCCAAUCUCAUUGCAAAUGUACGAUUAG